UCCAAGCAACUGUCACUAAACACUUCUUGCUGGUUAUAAGACCCAGUAAGCAUUUGAUAUCUACUUAAUUCUCUCUCGCGCGAAGAAGACAGUCUUGUGGCUGGAAUAUCUCUCUCUCGAGGUUUGCUCGUAGUCAUCAUGGGAAAUCAGACAAGCACUAAUACUACGUCCGCACCGGCAAAGCAAGCUCCAUUUCGUCCCGCACAACAAGCUGAUGCAAUAAUGAUACAGUUUUAUACAUCAGUUGCUAUGAAUGGUUUGAUCAUCAUCAUAGCCUGCAUCAUGAUUACCGUAUUUCACCAGCGUCUACGGUCUUCCAUUUCUUAUUUGUUGCUUCAAAACAUCUUCGUGCUGGAUCUUUUCACUGCCAUAACACCUGGAUUCAUUUGGGCAUUGGCCCUGCUCACCGAUUCUUUGGGUAUCAUAGUUGACUUUGUGUGCCGAUCUGUAGGAUUCUUGCAUACCUUUAUGUACAACGCCUUCCUGCUGAAUAUCGCUGUUAUCUCAUUCAGCCAGUUUCUACUACACUUUUCUCCGAAUUUGCAUGGCAAGAUCUUUGUCAACGCUAUAGUGACGAGGAUAAUCCUUCUUGCAGUCUGGGCCGUAGGUGGGCUGUUGGCAACUGCUCCUCUUAACCAUAAAGGUGGAUGGGGAACGUAUGAUCAGUUCGAGUCCACAUGCUGGAUAAAAUGGACGACGAAUAGCGAUGUAGAUUUGAGUUACAACAUCAUCUCUGUUUUCCUGACCCUGGGACCAGCCUUUGGAUUUACUAUUCUUGCCAUCGUCUUCACAAAAAAAGGUAGAGCAAACCAACCUGCUCAGAACAAUCCCGCUCCUCAGCAAGAUGUCAUCCUCAUCACUGCCAUACAGUUGGGAAUCUUUGAGGUCCUAUGGCUUGCCUUGACAAUCAUGAACUUAAAAUGGAAUGAACAUUGGUCAAAGGUCAAUUUCAAGGUGGAUCUCGCAUUCCUCUUCCUGUUCUUUGGUCGUGGACUUUGGAAUCCCAUUGUGUGCUUGGCAGUGAGCAACAACGUCAGGACGGCUUUUGUUGAUGUCAUGAUCCGCUGUCGCUGCAAGUCUAAUAGAGUGGCUCCAUCAGCAUGAACGACAUGCUCAUUUAAAAACACGUCGCAACAGUAAGAUGUGGACAUUAUUUGUAGCACUCUGUACUACCCGUAUAGGGGCAUUAUCUGUAGCACUCUGUACUACCUGUAUAGGGACAUUAUUUGUAGC
Messenger RNA from Actinia tenebrosa (Australian red waratah sea anemone), 1233 nucleotides. RefSeq lists its product as uncharacterized. Gene Ontology annotation, biological process: G protein-coupled receptor signaling pathway. The record is from RefSeq and is a predicted model, not a curated record. NCBI's taxonomy places the organism in Eukaryota, Metazoa, Cnidaria, Anthozoa, Actiniaria, Actiniidae. Gene Ontology annotation, molecular function: G protein-coupled receptor activity. Gene Ontology annotation, cellular component: membrane.